Molecule: messenger RNA, 2475 nt
Organism: Symsagittifera roscoffensis
Lineage: Eukaryota; Metazoa; Xenacoelomorpha; Acoela; Convolutidae
Product: TGF-beta receptor type-1-like
Exons: 6
Coding region: 37-1968 (643 amino acids)
Biological process (GO): protein phosphorylation; cellular response to growth factor stimulus; cell surface receptor protein serine/threonine kinase signaling pathway
Cellular component (GO): plasma membrane; signaling receptor complex
Molecular function (GO): ATP binding; transmembrane receptor protein serine/threonine kinase activity
Source: RefSeq, a predicted model, not a curated record
AUAUGAUUGAAAGUAAUUGACUUUUUGCCGAUUACGAUGAUUACCUGUCAUUGCGAACAUGUCCCCAAUGGGCCCAGCAAGACAACAAUCUGUUCGGCCGAAAAGACCUGCCAAACUGACUCUUAUUGUGUUUAUAUGACUACCUUUUCAUUGCAUCCUCAUUUCUUUUGCAGCCUUCACAGAGAUAUUGGCUGUGACAAUGAGAUGAACAAACCCCUUCAUACGAAGACCUUAAAGCACGGUGGAGUUAUCCAGCAAUGCUGCAAUACGUCAGAUUUAUGCAACAAAAAUCUUCUUCCUUACCCAAGUUACAGCGCUUCUUUAAUCAGUGAAGCAGAUGCCUCGUCAAAUAUCCCCGUGUUUGCAAUGGUUUCUGGGAUGCUGGGAUUGUUAGCUCUUGUAUGCUGUUUUGUGCUUAUCUUUUCAAAGAGAAAACGAAUUAAUAUUCUCAAAUCUUUCUUGGGUCCUCCGCUCACAGAAGGACACCCGGAAGCAGAUAUAUCAGUAUUCGCGACGCUUGUGUCUUCGGAUACAAAACGAGUGAAAGAGAAAAAUCAAGUGCGCGAACAGUCGACGUCAGGUAGUGUAGGAGAGAGUCACGACCCGUUGCUGUCCUCGUCAAGGCUACCGGAAACGUCUAAUUCAAAAAUUCCAGGAGUGUACCUCUCAUUACGUACAAUCUCUUCGGACGUGCAACUGGUCGACGUGAUUGGGACUGGCAGAUAUGGCCAGGUGUAUCUUGGCUACUUCUGUGGCAGCAAAGUGGCUGUGAAGAAACUUCCGGUUAGAGAGGAGAGUUCGUGGGCGAACGAGAGGGCUAUCUACUCACACUUGCGUCAUCAUGCCAUACUACAAUUCGUCGCAUCCGACCGAGUUGCCAAUCAGCUGGCGACUGAGCUGUGGCUGGUGGUGGACUAUCACCAGAAUGGAUCCCUGCUCGACUUCCUCUCAUCGUCGACCGCUUGUGGAUCCAAGGCAGGAGCGUUUCCAUCUGAGUUGGCUGCAUUACAGUGCAUGUCAAGCAUCGCAGCUGGCCUCGCCUAUCUCCAUCAGGACAUCAGAGGCACCCCACCCGACUACAAGCCCGCAAUCGCCCAUUGUGAUUUAAAGAGCCGAAAUAUCCUCGUCAAAGAAGAUCUCACUUGCUGCAUCGCUGAUUUCGGACUGGCAGUCACCCCAGAUAGCUUCGCUCCAAAUGCACCCGGCAUCGAGGCACGCAAGCGACGCUACAUCAUAGGAACACGCAGAUACACGUCUCCGGAUCUACUGCACCUGGAAAUGAGCAGCUGUGAUUGCUUGGGCUGCAAUCCGGCAAGAGAGGAUGCAUCCUCGCAACAUCAUGAGGAGUUUUGUUUGAGAGAUGAAAGGGGAAAUGGGAACAAAAAUGUAGUCUCUUUCGAGCAGUGUAGACAGGCAGAUGUGUACAGUGUGGCUCUAGUGUUCUGGGAGAUAUGCAGAAGGGUGAAGCCAUGGGGAUUGGAAACUGCAGAGCUCCCUUUUUUCGAACAUUUUCCGAAUGGAGAACCAUCUGUGAAGGAAAUACACGAGGUCGUAUACGAAAAACUAAUUCGACCGAAGUUCAAAGAGUCCUGCCCGAGUCACAUGUCAUCAAAUCCGAACGAAAACGAGCAGCUGGAGACUGGGAGUGGGGAUAUUUUCCUGAAAGUCCAACAGAUAGUGGACGAUUGCUGGAUUGGUAAUGCCUCGGCUAGGAUCCCAUCCUUACUUGUGAAGAAAAAAUUGGACAAACUUUGUGAAAAGCUGGUUUUGAUGCGCAAACAAUCCGAACGUGGGUAUCCAGAUAUGCGCGAAAAGCUGAUGGGGCAACGUUUUGUGACUGACAACCAGAAGACUGGUUUGCAAAAAUGUCCCGAUCGAGAUUUGAACUCAAACUUUGAGAUUGCAGCUGAUGUUCAGUUGUACAAGGAUCGUUUCGGAGGAGCGGAGUUGAAAGAAUCAUGUGCGUGAAAUGAAAACUGGUCCCCUCUGACUAUCGGCAUUGAUGCCGUGCACUGCUAAAUUUUCAAGUUUUACUGAACGUAAUAAGGACAUUUUUCUAGGAAAAGGUGUUUUUGAGUGCUUGAAAACCAGCCGGUAACAGUUCAGUAACGCUUUUCCAACUGUCUGUUGGCUAUAUUCUAUAUAUCGACAUGAUAAUGAGAAAAACUUUAUGUCAGGGUUUUUAUUAACCUUGAUGCUGUGCAUCGUUCUGCAGUUGUUGGAAUAACAAAACUGUAAAUACAACAUGAAAACUGAGUUGUUGCCAGACUUGAAAAAGAUCUGGUUUGACCCUGUGAAUGUUUAGUUUAUUAGAUAGAAUACCUCUUUCUAGUUCUGUAUUUAUAUUGCUGCGUUACAACUUUUUAGUUUGAUUUAUUGUUGGUAGUUAAUCAUAUUUACCCAAAGCUUCGCUUUUUCUGUUCCCACGUUUGUAAACUUUUUUUAGUUUCGAUUGAAUUCUAGUUUAAUCUGUCA